AAUAUAGGUGCAAUUAUUCUUUCUCCAACACAUCUGAAUAAAUCAAUGUAUGAGCAAAAUCCGAUAAUACACAGUACCCUACGCAUUUGGAAACAGUUGAAAUCAAACCUCAAACUGAGAAAUUUCUCUCUCUUACCAAUCGCUAAUAAUCCCUCGUUUAAACUGUCUACUUUAGAUAAGGCGUUUGCACAAUGGAAAAACUCAGGAAUUAAAACGGUGGGAGAUCUUUACGAGAAGGGGAUUUUCCUCUCGUUUCAAGAAUUACAGGAGAAAUAUCACUUGAAAGCAAGUAAUUUUUUCAGAUAUCUUCAAAUCCAAGACUGUGAAAACAUACACAAGACUGUCACUCUGUGGGUCCAGAUAUACUAGAUGACUGCAUGAAUAGACGUGUUGAUACAAGCAAGUUAAUAUCCUACAUUUACAAUAGGAUUGGAUUGGAUUCCUUUAUUGUCAUUCAGACCGUUCGGUCUGAGCGAAAUUUCGUUGCCUGCAGUCAUACAUAUAAUAAUAAAUAACAAAACACAAAUUAACAUACUACAGUGAGUUCACCAGGUACCUCCUCACUGUGAUGGAGGCAAAAGUCUUAAAGUCUCUGUCUCUUCCCUCCUUGUUCUCCCUCUGUGCUGAGGCGAUCCAGGCUUCCGUUGUUGUGACCCCGCCGGAUGAUGGUAAGUAAGUCCCGUGGCUCAACCGAGCUCCCCAAACGGGCCGGUUCAAGCUCCGUGCCCGGGGUGGUCGAUGCUGCCGCCCUCCAGUCCAGCGGACGCAGCUGUAGUUGCGGGAGCUCUGGAAAAACAGGUCACCAACCUGUGACCAGCGAGCUCCUGACGAUGUUGCCCACUGGCCCACGGCCGAGCCCCAAAUUCAGGUCGCCACCGCCUCAGCCCCAAAGCUGGGCCAAUGCCGCCGAAGCCCCGAAGCCGGGCCACCACCACCGGAACGCCGCCUCAGCCCCGAAGCCGGGCCACCACUACCGGAACGCCGCCUCAGCCCUGAAGCCGUGCCGCCGGAACGCCGCCGCAGCUCCGAAUUCAGCCAGCCUCGCGUUGGUAAGUCCUGGCUGGCUCUGCCUCCGGAGCCUCGAGGUCGGUCGCAGUUGGAGGCCACCAGCUCCGCCUUUAGACCUCAGCGCAGAUGGAGGCAGAGAAGGGGGAUACGACAAGAAGAGUCGCAUUCCCCCGAAGGAAGAGACAAAAAAACAUGUUUCACCCCCCCCCCCCCCCCACACACACAUAUACACAACCUAAUAAACUAAAACAAGACAAAAGAAAACAACAAAAAAAAAAAAAACAGACGGACUGCAGGCGAGCCGCAGCUGGCAACAGCGCCGCCACUUCCAACACAGUCUUUUAACUGCCUUCAUCCCAUCUUCUGAGAGGCAUAGGCGAGCAUGGGAAGACGAAUUGAGGUUAUUCAUUUCAAAAGAUAGCUGGGAGGAAAGCCUACAAUACAUACACUACUGCUCUCUUAAUGUUCGGCACUCCCUGAUACAAUUUAAAAUACUGCAUAGACUACUAUUCAAAGACCAAAUUAAACACGAUCUUCCCAAAUCUCUCUUAUUUGUGAUAAAUGUCUCCUCCAAGGAACGACUAUAACCUUCACCUCCUGUAUAAAGUUACAAAACUUCUGGAGGGGAAUAUUUGAUAUCUUCUCCAUAUAAGACUGAUCACUUCAGAUAUGUCAGAUGCAUACUCUAAAUUAACGAUAUUCCAAAGAUGUUUCCUCAACUACACCCUAAUAACAGUGAAAAAAUUAAUAAUCAAAUUCUGGAAACAGAUUAUAGUCCCUAUAGUGAAGAUGUGGAUUACAGAUAUGUCCAAUUCACUACAUUCGGAAAAUAUUAGGCUUGUCUUGGCGGAAAAAGCAGAUCAAUUUCUUGAGACAUCGUCCCCUUUUACUGAAUUUCUGAACAGAAUGGUUAAACACAAAUUUAAACUCGAUGCCAGGGAUGGGUGAGGUGGGGCGGGUGGGGGGAGGUAAAUCUCCAUCUUCUCUUGUUUCUUCUCUUGCACUUCUUUGGUAGCUUAGGGUCUUUUUCUCACUUUUUCUUAUUUUACUUCUCUUUCUUCAUUCUUUUCUUUUUUCUCUUUUUCUUUUGAUUUAGCUUCUAACGUUAAAAAUGAAGCUGUACAAUAAUUGUAUAACUUAUGUCGAUCGCCUUAUCCUUGUACAAUCGCUUCUAAUAAAAUAAAUUAAAAAAAAAAAAAAAAAAAGUAUUCUGGAAAUGCACAGAUUAGUGCUUAUGAAGAGAGAAACUGAGUUACUGGUCUGGUGAAAAGUCAUCAACUUUUCUCCAAAAAGAAAACUUUUAUUGUAAAUUGUGGAGGAAACAUGUGAUGCAUCAUGUUAAAUUUAACUUCCUGAAAAUAAGUACAUUUUUACGCAAGCACUUUAGCUGCACAGUGCAGAACAGGUGCCAGGUUUAUCUUUGAGAUUAGACCCAAAUUGACAAACCUAAACCAAAAAAACUGCAGGUGCUGAAUGUAUGAACAGGAAAUGUGGAUGUCAGGACUGUCUUAUGAAGAAAGACUGGAUAGACUUGGUUUAUACUCUCUAGAAUUUAGGAGAUUGAGAAGGGAUCUUAUAGAAACGUACAAAAUUCUUAAGGGGCUGGACAGGCUAGAUGCAGGAAGAUUGUUCCCGAUGUUGGGGACGUCCAGGACAAGGGGUCACAGCUUAAGGAUAAGGGGGAAAUCCUUUAAAACCGAGAUGAGGAGAACUUUUUCACACAGAGAGUGGUGAAUCUCUGGAACUCUCUGCCACAGAGGGUAGUUGAGGCCAGUUCAUUGGCUAUAUUUAAGAGGGAGUUAGAUGUGGCCCUUGUGGCCAAGGGGAUCAGAGGGUAUGGAGAGAAGGCAGGUACGGGAUACUGAGUUGGAUGAUCAGCCAUGAUCAUAUUAAAUGGCGGUGCAGGCUCGAAGGGCCGAAUGGCCUACUCCUGCACCUAAUUUCUAUGUUUCUAUGUUUCUAUGAAAUGAGUGGAAUGAGCUUCCAGUGAAGGUGGUGGAGGCAGGUUCGUUUUUAUCAUUUAAAAAUUAAUUGGAUAGUUAUAUGGAUGUGAAGGGAAUGGAGGGUUAUGGUCUGAGCGCAGGUAUAUGGGACUAGGGGAGAUUAUGUGUUCGGCACGGACUAGAAGGGUCGAGAUGGCCUGUUUCCGUGCUGUAAUUGUUAUAUGGUUAUAUGGUUAAAUGUUCUAUACUCAACACGUCAGGCAGUAUCAGUGGUAAACAAAACAUUUAAUAUUUACAGUUAAAACACCUUAUCAGAACAAUGUGGCUUUUUAUGAAUUACUAUUAUCCAUAAUUUGAGGACUGAUUAUAAAAAAUGAGGACAUUUGCUUUUCAGUUCUGCAUGGAAAGCUCUGAAUUCAAAUACAAUACAUUGAUAAUAAUCUAAUGUUUUGAACCCAGGGUCCAUCACUUCUGUGUACCAUUUUAUAAAUUUCGAAUGACUGGAUGUUUUAUCUUAGGAAUUAAUGUCCCACUCAGUCUAGUUAACUAUAAAAUGAACAGUGCAUACAACUCUCAAAUAUCCACUUUAACACGUGUGUAACUCUGAGCGGUCUGUUUCCAACAGUGGGGAAAUCCGUUUAAUUUAUAUCCUCAUUAUUGACAAGAAAAGGAGUCUGGAUUGUGACAGAACUAAUCACUGCACAAUUGAAUUGAAUGCACAAAGACCAAAAAGCUGUUGCAACACAAGGUAUUUAUUUCCCCACCUUGCUGCAACCUCCCCACAGUCUGGCCAUGUCCUCUGUUAUGCAGUCCUUAGCUUUUGUAAGUAGUCUGGAUUUGAUCAUAAUCAGGAAGACUGUAAUGACACAGCUGCAGACUUGUGUUAAUUUAUAGUGUCACUUUGUGCUCCUUGAUGAGAUGUGAACAUCAUCACACAGCACCCAUUAAUUUAUGUAGGAUGAAAGAUUUAAUAAACAACACAGGUAGGUAUUGUCAAUCAUGUUGCCCAACUUAUACCUUUUCCAACAUCCUUCCCUCUGCUCCUCACCCUGGUUUCUUUUUGGCUUUUAAAAAAAAGCUUUUUCUGUGGUUUACCUAGUUAUUGCAAAUUUUUAUAAUUCAUUUAAGUAAAAUAGGGUGGAGAAAAUGUGAUAAUAAUAGGCUUUCAAAUUGAGCAUGAAGCGAGUGUUUCUUACUUCAUUUUAAGCAAUAUGCUAUCUUGAAUAGGCAAUAGCUGAAUCAGUAGAUAGGCCAGCUGAAAAUUGAUGACAGGUUAGAGAUAUUUAAAAAUGACCCGAACAGAAUGUUUGCAUUGGAGAACUCAAGAAUUUCUCACAUGGGCCUUGGAAAUUGCAGGGACAGUUAAAACGUGCAUGGAAGCUGCCUGCCACAAGAGAAUGAGACUGUUUGGCUUGGGAAGAACAUUUAAAAAUACUCUACUGUGCUAAAUUAUGAAUAAAGACAUUUGAAUUAUCAGAGAGCCAUUGUGUUGGUUGAAUUUGGUAUGUGGAUCAAACGAAUGGCUGAUUGGAAUGCGCAGAUUUUCUUCAUGUCUUGGAAAAACCGUGCACUGUGGCUGGUUAUUUAUUUUCUAAUUUCUCAGCAUUUACUUGACGUUUAUUGUCAAGAAUAUUCAGGCUCUGUUUCUGGAGAUGGUGGCCCACAUGCCUUGGAAGGGUCUGCUGCUAAAGAUUUGUACAGACAGUCGUCAGAGAGAAGAGGAUCGGGAAGUACUUCCACCGAGGAUGAAAUGUCUGGUGAUCUGCACAUGGCCACAACCAACAUUUCCAAUAUCAUUAACACCUCACUCAGACUGUUUCCUGAAAUUUCAGUUCCUGACCCAUCUGCCAUAACGUCUGGAGGUCCAGACCAAGAAGGAAGUGGCUCCCCCAUGGGAGGUGUGCAAAUGAUGACAGGUGGAGUUAUUAACAUGUUGGAAGCAUUAAGGGUAACAACCACAGCUGGAGUCCACGUAGUGGAAGGACCACAAACUGGCUUAAUGGCCUAUCGUUUGCAGCCGGGAGUGCAGUUUAGGAGAGAAACUAGACUUGUGCACCGAUUUGGAUUCCCUGAAGAGUUCUCCAUAGUCACAACUUUUAGAAUGAGAGAAAACACUCCCAGGAUAGUGUGGAAUCUGUGGGAGAUAACGGAUAGAUAUGGCACUGAACAGUUCCGACUUCGUCUGUACGGUGAGACCAAUGCUGUUGAAGUCUACAUCGUAACAGCAGUGGGAGAAGAGAUCACCACCUUUGAGAAUGUAGGCCAGCUGUUUAACCAGGCCUGGCACAAGCUCUCAUUUGGGGCCACAAGGACCCAGUUGACUUUAUUUGUUGAUUGCCAGCAGGUUGGCACGGCUCCCAUUCAACUGUACGGCACCAUUGCCAUGGAUGGAGUUACUGCUAUUGUUAAAGAAGCGAAGAGUGAUGCAACACUUCCUGUGGAUGUGCAACAGUUCAAAAUCUACAGCAAUGCCAGCAAGGCAGCUGAUGUAACCUGCUGUGAGCUACCUGGUGCCUGCGGAAGAUCUGGGAUAGAAGGCACGAUGGAAUGUGACUGUGUAUCUUCAGUGGUUGAUUUCUUGGGAUUCUUUGGGCCAGAGGUUUACCCAGGUGAUAAAGGCAAUCGUGGAUUUCCUGGAACUCGGGGAAGGAAGGGCUAUCAAGGGUUUAAGGGUGCCCAAGGAAGGAGAGGUGAUCCAGGACUAAGGGGAGAAGAGGGUGAAGAAGGUUCUCAUGGAGAUCCAGGUUACUCAGGCGCUAUGGGUCUUCCUGGACUUCGCGGAGAACCAGGUGCUCUGGGAGAACGAGGGCAAAAGGGCGCUGUCGGAUAUAUGGGCCCACGAGGGGGGCCAGGAGACAAGGGUGAGAUUGGUGAAAUAGGAGGAUCGGGUGAAGAAGGCAGUGGAGGUUCUUCUGGCGAAACGGGCUCUCCAGGUGACCCAGGUCUACUAGGAGCGCAAGGCAUUCCAGGAUUAAAGGGAUUCUCUGGAGAUCCAGGAUUCUCAGGAGAUGUGGGUGAUCCCGGAUAUGUGGGAUAUCCAGGAUCAAUAGGGGAGAAUGGGAUUUGGGGCAUUGAGGGUUCAUCUGGAUUUGCUGGAAUCCCUGGUACUGAUGGUUUUCCAGGUGGUGAUGGCCCUCAAGGAAUCCCAGGAAUACAAGGUGAAAGUGGACAAAUGGGACCAAAGGGAGAAAGAGGAGAUCCAGGAUCCAGAGGACCACAAGGCCCACGUGGCAUUCCAGGGCCAAAAGGUGAUCCAGGAGAUCCUGGAAUACCUGGGAAACCAGGAUUCCAGGGGGUGAACGGCUUCCCUGGUCAACCAGGUGAAAUGGGCCCUGUUGGCCAGAAGGGUGAGCCGGGAGAAGUUGGAACUAAAGGAAAAUCUGGACCCAAGGGUGGCCCAGGCGAUAAAGGUGACAAAGGACAGCCUGGUGUACGUGGUCCACCAGGACCUGUUGGAAGUCCAGGAAGUGGAGGUGUACCUGGAAUACCUGGCCCCCCGGGAUUCCCAGGACCCAUCGGAGUGACCGGUCAACGUGGUCCAAGAGGGGAACCGGGACCUCUAGGAAUACAUGGACCAGAAAUGCCUGGUGACCAACUGUAUGAGUUGUGUGAACAAGUUGUGAAUGAGCAAAUAGCCACAUAUGCAUCUGCAAUCCAGAGAGUUUGUACAAGGGCCUGCCCAAUCAACCAUGCAACAUUGAUAGGGCCCCCAGGACCUCCUGGCUUACCAGGAGAACGAGGAGAGCAAGGUGAUUCUGGUACACUAGGAUUGGUUGGUGAACUUGGACCAGGAGGUAGAACAGGAUUGCCUGGACCUAUAGGUGCUCCAGGAGAGAAAGGAGAUAAAGGUGAAAAAGGACCCGUUGGAGCCCAAGGGGUUGGACUUCCUGGAGCAGAUGGAACACAAGGACCAAGAGGAUAUCCUGGGUGUCCAGGAGCUGCUGAAGACGGGGAACCAGGCCCACGAGGACCAGUUGGAUACACUGGGCGUUCAGGCGCACCAGGAUUGCCAGGAUUUCCAGGAAUUCGUGGAAUUUGUGCACCUGGAAACUGUGACAUUUAUGUUGCUGCUCUGCAGACUCAACAACAGAAACAUGAAAGGUUCAAAACAUUAAGUGUUCCGCCACAGGCAAAUGCUAAAGUUUGAACUGUAUAACCUAAGAGAGCAGGAAAUUAUCAUUGUUUUGUAUACGGAUGCAUGCAGUAAUAUAUUUUAUAACUUCUGAAUAAAACAAAUAUUAUGCAAGGUGAUAAUAUAGCUGUUUUAAAAGAGACAAACGUGUAGCUCAGUGUUUAAAGGCCCUGUCCCACUUUCCCCAGUUAUUCACGAACUCUCCCGAGUUUUCCCCUUGAUUCGAACUCGGAGAAUUACGGUAAUAGCCAUGUGUAGGUACUCAGGGCUAUUCUUUUAACUCGUGGACAUUUAUCAACAUGUUGAAAAAACGUCCCGCCUUACCUGAUGUCCCGAAUUCCUACGGUUGGCAUUAUGAGCCACGACGAAACAUCUACGGACUCGC
Molecule: messenger RNA, 7468 nt
Organism: Leucoraja erinaceus (little skate)
Lineage: Eukaryota; Metazoa; Chordata; Chondrichthyes; Rajiformes; Rajidae
Product: collagen alpha-2(IX) chain-like
Exons: 28
Coding region: 4456-7098 (880 amino acids)
Source: RefSeq, a predicted model, not a curated record